AUGUGGGCAUUCAGCAUGGUGGCGCGAGGGCAUGAGAUUGGGAUAGACCAGGACCAUCAACUCGAUGUGAUUAAGAUUAUGCGGGAGCGGGGGAUAGAGGCGAAUAUUGGCGUGCUGCCCGGGAAGAAAUUCCCGUCGGGAGAGUUGAUGGCAAAUGAUAUGAUGGGGUUUUUGGGGCUUAAGCCGGGGGUGGUGAUGGUGCAUGCGAAUUAUGUGGUGGGGAAGUGGAAGAAGGUUGAGAGGUUGAUUGAGGCUGGGGUGUGGCUGCUGCCACCGCCGGCGCCAGAGGGAGAGGAGGGCAAGGGAGAGGGGGGAAGUGAUGGGAACGGUGGCGGCGGUGGUACUGCUGCUGCUGGUGCUGCUGAUGGGGGUGGUGAUGCUGCUGGUGCUGGUGCUGGUGCUGGUGCUGCUGGUGCUGGUGCUGGUGCUGCUGGUGCUGGUGCUGGUGCUGGUGGUGCUGGUGCUGGUGCUGCUGGUGCUGGUGCUGGUGCUGGUGGUGCUGGUGCUGCUGCUGCUGGUGCUGGUGCUGGUGCUGCUGCUGCUGCUGGUGGUGGGGAAGGCAAGGAGGAGGGGCAGGGAGGCGAGGAAGGGGAGGAGGAGAUGGGGAGGCGGUUGAUGGGAGUGGCGGAGUGGGUGCCAUCACAUGUGGAUGCGGUGGUGAGGCUGGCACCUGGUGUGGCCCGGGAUGGGCCGCUCAUUCUCACCGUGCUCUGCCAUGCAAGCGAGGCGGACCUGUUCAGGAGUUGGCUGGGGUCCAUUUCAAAGCUCGGCCUCUCCACCAACUUCCUUGCCUCUGUUGCCAGCCAGGUGAGCUUCUGUUGCCACUCAGGUGGCAGUGGGAGUGAGGAGAAAGCAGGGGAGAAGGCAGGGGAGAAGGCAGGGGAGAAGGCGGAGGAGAGGGACAGGCUAGCGUGUCUGCUGAUGCCGGCGCUGCUGGCCUCGCGCCUCCUCGCUGCCAGCAUCACGGUGCUGUUCAGGGGGCUUAGGGGUGGGCGAUUAAGGGGUUGGGUUGGGUUGAGUGCGUGUGAGAUUGGUGGUUGCCACGUGCAUGCGCGUCAGUGGCUGGAUCCUUCUGAUACGCACUACCACUUCUCACCCCUUUCCUUUUUCUCCCUUUCUCCCCCUCCUUCCCCAUCCCCAACCCACCACCCCCCUCCCCUCCCCUCCUUCCCUCCUUCUCCCCUCCUCCCUUUCUUCCCUUCCCCUCCAAUUUCUCCCCCUCCCCAAUUUCAGCGAUUCUACAUAGUGGGCCGCGGCAAGAACAAGGAUCAGAAGCGAAUUCUCAAGAUUGACCGAUCCGAGCCGUCGGAGCUGGUGCUGGUGGAGGAUCCGACGGUGUACACCGCCCGGCAGUGCUCCGCGCUGCUGCAGCAACUCGCAGAGGGCAACCGCAGCUCCGGGGGCCUUCGCCUGGUCACCAAGGCCUAUGGCAUCGUUGGGUGUGUGCGCUUUCUAGAGCCCUGGUACCUGAUUCUGGUGCGGCGGCGGCGGCAGGCGGGGUGCAUGAGGGGGCAUGCAGUGUUUCGCAUUGAGGAGAGUCUCGUGCUCACCGUGCCCCAUGCCUCCGUGCACACGACCGUGGCUUCUAGCACCAUGGAGCAGCGGUACAAGAGGCUGCUGUCGGGGGUCGACCUCACGAAGGACUUCUUCUACUCCCACUCCUACCCCGUCAUGCGCUCACUACAAGACAAUGUCUGCCGUACCGUCGCCGGAUGCACCGAGUGUGGCAGCAGCAGCAGCGCGGGAUUGGGAUCAUGCACGGGCAUGGCCCACAUGGCCCACAUGGCCCACGAGCACAUGUUCGUGUGGAAUUCGUUCCUCACACGUCCCAUCCGCCACGCCCUCGCCACCAACCGCUGGACGCUCGCUCUCUCCCAUGGCUUCUUCCACCAGCCUUCCAUGCUCCUCCUGUCCCCUCGCCUCCCCUCCUGUCCCCUCGCCUCCCCUCCUGUCCCCUCGCCUCCCCUCCUGUCCCCUCGCCGCCCCUCCUGUCCCCUCGCCUCCCCUCCUGUCCCCUCGCCUUCUCAGGAGCGCAUGUCCAUAUUUGGCCGAGUCAUCUCGCUGGUCUUAAUCGCCCGUCGCUCACGCCACUUUGCCGGAACGCGGUACCUGAAGAGGGGGGUGAACGACCGGGGGCGAGUGGCCAACGAGGUGGAGGUGGAGCAGCUGCUGCUCGACCACUCCCAUGAACCCAUCCUACCGCCCUACACCGCUCUGCACCCCGACUCAAAAGCACACUCUACCUGUCAAACAGCAGCUGCCCCUGUCGAACAUGUCAAACCUGUCUUGCCGCCUCAUCCCUGCUCUUCUCCUUCCUUCUUACAUGCCGCCUCAUCCCUGCUCUUCUCCUUCCUUCUUACAUGCCGCCUCAUCCCUGCUCUUCUCCUUCCUUCUUACAUGCCGCCUCAUCCCUGCUCUUCUCCUUCCUUCUUACAUGCCGCCUCAUCCCUUCUCUUCUCCUUCCUUCUUACAUGCCGCCUCAUCCCUGCUCUUCUCCUUCCUUCUUACAUGCCGCCUCAUCCCUGCUCUUCUCCUUCCUUCUUACAUGCCGCCUCAUCCCUUCUCUUCUCCUUCCUUCUUACAUGCCGCCUCAUCCCUGCUCUUCUCCUUCCUUCUUACAUGCCGCCUCAUCCCUGCUCUUCUCCUUCCUUCUUACAUGCCGCCUCAUCCCUGCUCUUCUCCUUCCUUCUUACAUGCCGCCUCAUCCCUGCUCUUCUCCUUCCUUCUUACAUGCCGCCUCAUCCCUGCUCUUCUCCUUCCUUCUUACAUGCCGCCUCAUCCCUGCUCUUCUCCUUCCUUCUUACAUGCCGCCUCAUCCCUGCUCUUCUCCUUCCUUCUUACAUGCCGCCUCAUCCCUGCUCUUCUCCUUCCUUCUUACAUGCCGCCUCAUCCCUGCUCUUCUCCUUCCUUCUUACAUGCCGCCUCAUCCCUGCUCUUCUCCUUCCUUCUUACAUGCCGCCUCAUCCCUGCUCUUCUCCUUCCUUCUUACAUGCCGCCUCAUCCCUGCUCUUCUCCUUCCUUCUUACAUGCCGCCUCAUCCCUGCUCUUCUCCUUCCUUCUUACAUGCCGCCUCAUCCCUGCUCUUCUCCUUCCUUCUUACAUGCCGCCUCAUCCCUGCUCUUCUCCUUCCUUCUUACAUGCCGCCUCAUCCCUGCUCUUCUCCUUCCUUCUUACAUGCCGCCUCAUCCCUGCUCUUCUCCUUCCUUCUUACAUGCCGCCUCAUCCCUGCUCUUCUCCUUCCUUCUUACAUGCCGCCUCAUCCCUGCUCUUCUCCUUCCUUCUUACAUGCCGCCUCAUCCCUGCUCUUCUCCUUCCUUCUUACAUGCCGCCUCAUCCCUGCUCUUCUCCUUCCUUCUUACAUGCCGCCUCAUCCCUGCUCUUCUCCUUCCUUCUUACAUGCCGCCUCAUCCCUGCUCUUCUCCUCCCUUCUUACAUGCCGCCUCAUCCCUGCUCUUCUCCUUCCUUCUUACAUGCCGCCUCAUCCCUGCUCUUCUCCUUCCUUCUUACAUGCCGCCUCAUCCCUGCUCUUCUCCUUCCUUCUUACAUGCCGCCUCAUCCCUGCUCUUCUCCUUCCUUCUUACAUGCCGCCUCAUCCCUGCUCUUCUCCUUCCUUCUUACAUGCCGCCUCAUCCCUGCUCUUCUCCUUCCUUCUUACAUGCCGCCUCAUCCCUGCUCUUCUCCUUCCUUCUUACAUGCCGCCUCAUCCCUGCUCUUCUCCUUCCUUCUUACAUGCCGCCUCAUCCCUGCUCUUCUCCUUCCUUCUUACAUGCCGCCUCAUCCCUGCUCUUCUCCUUCCUUCUUACAUGCCGCCUCAUCCCUGCUCUUCUCCUUCCUUCUUACAUGCCGCCUCAUCCCUGCUCUUCUCCUUCCUUCUUACAUGCCGCCUCAUCCCUGCUCUUCUCCUUCCUACUUACAUGCCGCCUCAUCCCUGCUCUUCUCCUUCCUUCUUACAUGCCGCCUCAUCCCUGCUCUUCUCCUUCCUUCUUACAUGCCGCCUCAUCCCUGCUCUUCUCCUUCCUUCUUACAUGCCGCCUCAUCCCUGCUCUUCUCCUUCCUUCUUACAUGCCGCCUCAUCCCUGCUCUUCUCCUUCCUUCUUACAUGCCGCCUCAUCCCUGCUCUUCUCCUUCCUUCUUACAUGCCGCCUCAUCCCUGCUCUUCUCCUUCCUUCUUACAUGCCGCCUCAUCCCUGCUCUUCUCCUUCCUUCUUACAUGCCGCCUCAUCCCUGCUCUUCUCCUUCCUUCUUACAUGCCGCCUCAUCCCUGCUCUUCUCCUUCCUUCUUACACUGCUCCUCCAUGCCCGCUCUCCCCUCUCCCAUCCCCUCUUCCCUCUCCUCUCCCAUAUCCCCUCUCCCAUCCUCUCCACUCCCUGCCAGACAGUGGAGAAGCAUCCGCGGGAGAUAAUUUUGAGGAGGGAGUGGAGAAGCACCCUCGGGAGAUGAUUCUGAGGAGGGAGUUCGCUAUGGCAGUGGCGUAUCUCAACCGCGUGCUGCCACCCGACUCCGCCCUCACAUACAUUCACUGGGACUUUUCCAGAUACGCCAAGAGUGCAAACGCGGCCACCACUCCAGCAGGGGUCACCAGCGCAGCAGCAAUGAUCGCUAGGGAGUGCCUCGCCAAGACAGGCUUUUUCUACUCGGGCCAGCUCGCCAGGGCUGCCACCAAGACUUGCUUCUCUUCCCGCCCUCCCGCCCCCUCCUCUGCCGCCGCCGCCGCCGCCGCCGCCGCUGCAACUGGGCCGGAGGAGGAAGGGGUCAAAAGCAGGGGAGACAGCAAAGGAGCAGCAGCAGAGCCAGAGGAGGAGGAGGAGGCAGGGAGAUGGGUGCGUCCCCCACAGCUACAACACGGGAUAGUCCGAACCAACUGUCUCGACUGCCUGGACCGCACCAACGUGGCCCAGUUCGUGUUCGGCAGAGAGGCCCUCGCGCAGCAGCUCUACUCCCUGGGAAUCACAGAUUCGCCGCACCUGGACAGCAAGAGCGACGUGGGGAGGCGGCUGCAGGGGAUGUAUAUCGCGAUGGGGGAUGCGCUGGCGCUGCAGUACGGGGGGUCUGCGGCGCACAACCUGGUCAUUGCUGAGAGGCCGGGGACUUGGCGGUCGACUCUGCAGUCUCAGGAGGUGCUCAAGUCGCUGCACCGGUACUACAGCAAUGCCAUUACUGACGCUGACAAGCAAGAUGCGAUUAACCUCCGCGGGCAGGCCAGGCACCAUCUGGAAGCUGGGGCUUCGUGGAGGGUCGGACCAGCACCUUCACGAAGCCACAAGGAGAGCUUCCUGGGUCACUUCCAGCCAAGAGGAGGCCAGGCAGCCAUCUGGGAGGUGGGAGCAGACCAGCACCUGCACGGAGCCACAGGGAGGGGCGCGCACGCAGGGGAGGCGGGGGCGGAACAGGGGCAGCUGAGUGGAGGGAGGGGGGUGGAGGGGGGUGGAAUGAUGGGAGCAGCAACCAUGCCGUCUGCUUCCUUCUCGCCCAGCCUCGCGUCCCUCCCUGAUGUGUCCGAUGCCCCGCCUCCUCCCAUGGACGUCUCGCUGCUUCCCUCCCACGUCAGCAGUGUGGGAGCAGCAAGGGCUGCGUACCCGGCAUUGCGGAGAGAUGGAGGGGAGGCGAGUGCGCUGCACUUGGCGCAUGCUUGCAUGGACGGCUCUUCAUGGCACUUCUACCACAGCUACCUUGCAUCCGUGCCCUCCCUCAUCCCCGGCAACACCCUGGCUUCUGAGGGGGGUAAUGCCACACACGCACACAAUCAGGCGGGCACGCAGGGACCAUGGCCUUUGGAGCUGCAGGCCUUUGGUGCGCUCAGGAGCACUGGAAACACAAGGGAGGGAGGCAGGGAGGGGCCAAGGCUGGAUGAGAUGCUGGGGGGGUGGGCCGUGGCAGAGGCAGCGGUGGAAGACGCGAGGAGAGCAGAGGAAGCAGAGGAGGUGGUGAGGAGGGAGGCAGAGCUCUUGAGUGGUGACUACGGGGUGAGCGUGCCGCAUGUGCUGCCUGCAGCGGUGUGUGCUGGGCUCAUGGAUGGUUGGGUGGCACAGAGCCAGGCCGACAUGAGAGCACCGUUCCAGCCGUUGCCUUAUUGA
Closterium sp. Yama58-4 is the source of this 6075-nucleotide messenger RNA. Lineage: Eukaryota; Viridiplantae; Streptophyta; Zygnematophyceae; Desmidiales; Closteriaceae. The record is from the annotation of a GenBank genome assembly.